AUGCACUUUCGACAGUACUCAGUGUACACUAUGGCCGUGACGUGGGCAGUCAUGAUCGCAUCAAGCGUCGGUGGAAAGAAUUCCGUGUCCUAUGGUAUCACGUACCCGACCAAGUCCGGUAUCAAGCUUUGGGUCGACCCUGCAACGCCGGCUGAUCGUCAGAGCUACAUCAGCUCCCGUGGUCGACAGUGGGAUCUCGUCAUGAGUGACGAGUUCAACACGCCGGGCCGUAGCUUUCGACCGGGUGACGACCAUCUCUGGACGUCUCUUGAGAAACCCGAUGGCGUGAAUGGAGCCCUCGAGCUCUAUUCGCACAAUAUGACCUCCACGCGAUGCGACACUGAUGGCACGUGCUACUUCUACAUCAAGUCCGUGGACGAACCCAAUACGAUCACCGUCUACGACAUGUAUACGCACCCGCCUAAGUUCACGGACGCCUACUUUUUCUACCGAUCAGCGAUGGUGCAGUCGUGGAACAAGUUUUGCUACCAAGGAGGAAUGGUCGAAACACGGGUACAGCUUCCUGGUGUAAUCUCCCCCGAGUCGAAGAACCCGGACUUAGCAAAUGGCAAAGACCAGCGCGUCAAAGCCAACAUGUACUACCCAACAUGGCCCGGCAUCUGGAUGAUGGGGAAUCUCGGUCGAGCAAUUUUCUCGGCUUCGACGAACCGGAUGUGGCCGUUUUCGUACAACAAGUGCGAGCCUGACCUCUUUGACCCAAGCUACCAGCGCAUCAGUGCUUGUGACGACAAUCCGGGCUACGGGUUGAACCCAAAUCAAGGUCGAGGGGCACCGGAGAUUGACGUGCUGGAAGGUGGCGGAACUUUGGUGUCCUCGUCGAUUCAGCUUGGUCCAGGCAUGCCUGAUGUGUACCGUCCCAUGUAUACCGACCCUAACCAGGAUCCACCCUCGUGCGUGUACAGGGGCACAUGUAAGACACCAGGUGCGAAUGCUCCUAGUGUCCCGACGGCUCUUUACAAGAAACGUGGGUACAAAACGUGGUACCAAGGUCUCCGGUAUUCGUCAAAUAACUUCUGCAAGCCAGAUGCCGGUGAACAGCAGUCGUACAGCUCCAUUGCGGCCUCAUUGAACAAAGGGAUCACCGAGAAUGCGUGCACGAACGACAUCUGUCCUGCCUCGUUCGAUGUUAAUGGUGAUCUGAGUCCGAUCGACGGCAAAGGUGGAGAUCGCUGGGGCAUCAACUCGAAUGGCACUUGCUACGCGCUCAUUAACCUUCACACUGGAGCUUACCUGUGCGAUCCCGACAACACAUUCCACAAGUGUGUAAAACCUCGAGACGAGGCGAAGACGCCAAAGUCCAACGCCAUGAGCUCGUUCAACUACCAAAUGGACGCGAUCUCUGCAAAUUGGCCUCUGCACCUCGGGGCGUACACGGACUAUGUGACGUAUCAGCUCGAGUGGGUCACUGGAAAAAAGGGAUAUGUACGAUGGAUGCUACAAGGUAUUCCGCUGUACGAGAUACCGGCCAAGUCGAUCUGGGAUGUCCCGCAGAAUGCGAGUAGAACGAACCCGGAGAAACUGAUGCUGGAGGAGCCCAUGUACAUCAUCUUCAACGUGGCUCUCUCGAAGGAGUGGAGUGCGGCGCCUCCGAACCCAGGAAAAGAGUGUCGUGGGGAUGGUAAGGAUGCAGUUGCAAAUUCGAUCUGCGAUGCGUUUCCGCUGUACUUGAAGAUGGACUACGUUCGCCUGUACCAGGACAUGGGAGACGAUUUGGACGACGACAACUAUAUGCAACUUGGCUGCGACCCCAAAAGCCAUCCGACGAAGAAAUGGAUUGAUGCGCACAUGGACGAGUAUCAAGAUGAUGACAAUCCUCACAGGGAGGUAGCCGGCAAGGCUUUUUGCACCAUAAACGACGAUUGCACGAUUGUGGGAGGUGUGGGAAAGAGGGUGUUGAAAACCGGAAAGUGUGUCAAAGGACGCUGUCAUUGCCUAUAUCCGAUGGCAUGGGGUGGACCUCGCUGUACCACGGCCAUAUCCGGUUCCUCUGGUGUCCAUGCCAAAAGGAUUUCUAUCUCUACUAACGCGUACGGACCUGCUUUUGGCAUGUCGAUUAGCGUCGGGGGCAUCAUGAUGCUCAUGACAUGCUUUUUUGUCGUAGCAUCGGUGAAAAGGGAGAAAAGAGCUGCGGCGUUGUUGAAAAAUCAGAUCAAGUUUUUUCCGAAUAUGAGCAAUCGACUGCGCUCGAAUGACACCUCGAUCAAAUAUGGCGAGCCAUCCACCAGUGCCCGUGGAAAUGCUUAUCACCUGCAGCAAGACAACUAUAGUCAGAAUUUCGUCUGA
Molecule: messenger RNA, 2304 nt
Organism: Hyaloperonospora brassicae
Lineage: Eukaryota; Oomycota; Peronosporomycetes; Peronosporales; Peronosporaceae
Source: the annotation of a GenBank genome assembly